UGUUUAUUAGAUAUACUUGGAAGAUCGUAACUAAUUUGUGUAAUGUCAGCCGGAGAUCCAUUUUCAGAUCCAGUGCUGUCAGAAUGCCUCUGAGUUAUGCAGGCUACCCAGAAUUCAAACGGGACGAGAACUGUUUCACCUCAGCGCAUGCUCACGAAAUUGGGGACCCUUACCGUUGGCUAGAAGACCCUGAGAGCCCUGAAACGAAAGAGUUUGUUGACAAACAAAAUGAGCUUAUUAAUCCGAUUAUAAAUAGUUACGAAGACAGAGUUAAAAUUGAGAAAAGGUUAACUGAAUUGUACGAUUAUGAGAGGUAUGGAUGUCCUAUGAAACGGGCGGACUACUAUUACUACUUUCACAACAGUGGGCUGCAAAACCAAUCGGUGCUGUAUAGAACGAAGGACCUAUCAGAGAAAGGCGAGAUAUUUUUAGACCCUAAUGGGUUCACUGAGGACGGCACUUCUAGCAUUAGAUCAUACACAUUCAAUAAAAAGGGCACACUGUUUGCAAAUGCGGUGAGCGAGGCUGGCUCUGACUGGACCACCAUCUUCAUCAAAGAUGCGUUGAAGAUGGAAUUGCUACCAGACAAGCUGGAACGAGUCAAGUUCUCAUCCCUCAAAUUUACAAACGACAGCAAGGGACUUUUCUACAACAAGUACCCGGCAGACGGAACUAAUGCGAGUGGAACCAGCACAGUAGCCAACAAAUUUCACACUCUCUACUACCACAAGCUGGGAGAAGACCAGAUGAGUGACGUCAUCGUGGCUGAUUUCCCCGACUUCCCUGACUACAUGGGCCAGGCGACAGUCUCGGAUGACGGGCGUUACGUCUUCCUCGCAAUAUCUGAGUCAUGUGACACCAAGUGUCUAUUAUGGUACUUCGAUCUAGAAACGAGCAAUUACGAGAUAAAUGGCAAACUGGAGUGGAAGAAAAUAUUUAACACGAUGGAGGCAGAGUACCAGUAUGUGUAUAACUAUGGAACCAGUGUACUACUCCUCACUAAUAAAGAUGCUCCCAAGUGGAAACUGGUGAAGUUGAACCUGGAUGACCCCAACUACAAACUGGAAGAUGUGAUCGCAGAGAGCAAAGAUGUGUUGGACCACGUGUCUGCAAUGGCAGAGGGCAAAAUGUUUGUGGUGAACUACAUCAUUGACGUUGUCGACACUCUGUUCAUUUACGAUGCGACAACUUGGGAAGUGCUACAGAAACUAGACGCCGGCAUAUCAGCUGUGAAUGGCAUCUCUGUCAAAGAUGACGCGUACGAACUGUUUUUCCGAGUAUCUACGUUCUUCACUCCAGGAACUGUAUACAGGGUGGAUCUCAAAGAUCCCUCUUUUAAACUAGAAAUGUGGCGCGAAAUGAAAUUAAAAAACGUGAACCAAGAUGAUUUCACCAGCAAGCAGGUCUUUUACGCCAGCAAAGAUGGAACCAAAGUUCCCAUGUUUGUCAACUACAAAAAUGGGCUUAAAUUGGAUAGCUCUGAGAAUGUAAUUCUUCUGUACGGAUAUGGAGGGUUCAAUAUUGCACUGGGACCCAGUUUUUCUCCGUUUAAUCUGAUGUUUAUGCAACACUUCGACGGGAUCUUCUGCCAGGCGAAUAUCAGAGGGGGGAGUGAGUACGGGGAGGAGUGGCACACGGGGGGUCAGAUUCUGAAUAAGCAGAAUGUGUUUGAUGAUUUUAUCGGGGCCGCAGAUUACAUGGUCCAGGAGAAGUACACGAACCCCAGUCGCAUUAUCAUACAAGGUGGAUCAAACGGAGGUCUUCUCACAGCUGCAUGCAUGUUGCAGCGUCCCAACUUGUUCGGCGUAGUCAUUUGUCAAGUGGGAGUGCUGGACAUGCUCCGGUUCCACUUGUUCACGAUCGGAGCCGCCUGGCAAUCUGACUUCGGAUACCCAGAUGAGAACAAAGCACACUUUGAAUAUCUACUCACCUAUUCGCCUCUUCAUAAUGUGAAGAUGCCGAAAGAAGGACAGUGGCCGGCGUUUUUAGGAGUCACUGCCGACCAUGACGACCGAGUUUCGCCACUACAUACACUGAAGUUCAUAGCCACUCUGCAGCACGAGGCCAACAAAUACCCACAGCAACAAACAAGUCCACUUAUGGCCAUGAUAGACACAAAGUCAGGACACGGGGCUGGCAAGCCAACUGCGAAAGUGAUCGAGGAGCGAAGCAGAAUGAUGUCUUUCUGUGCCAAGCACCUGGAUAUCAAAUUCAUAGAUGCAUAAUGUAGUCAAUUCUCGUUCUCGAAGUGAGAUAGAUACUGCGAAGUUGUAAAUAGUCUUAGAAGCAACUAAGCCGGAACGAAGGGCUCUAAUAUGUAAUAUAAAGCUCAAGAAUUGCUCGCAACUGAACGGACAGCCAGAGUGGUUGAUUGACGUCUUUAAAUUGCUGAUAUCAGUUUACUCGGAUUAUUUGAAACCUUGUUAUCUUAAAUAAAUGAUGUUUUAGGCUU
Messenger RNA from Symsagittifera roscoffensis, 2452 nucleotides. Its product is annotated as prolyl endopeptidase-like. Gene Ontology annotation, cellular component: cytosol. The record is from RefSeq and is a predicted model, not a curated record. Gene Ontology annotation, molecular function: oligopeptidase activity; serine-type endopeptidase activity. Lineage: Eukaryota; Metazoa; Xenacoelomorpha; Acoela; Convolutidae. The transcript has 8 exons. Bases 84 to 2225 code for a protein of 713 amino acids. Gene Ontology annotation, biological process: proteolysis.